Suillus subalutaceus is the source of this 2418-nucleotide messenger RNA. RefSeq names its product laccase. The record is from RefSeq and is a predicted model, not a curated record. Lineage: Eukaryota; Fungi; Basidiomycota; Agaricomycetes; Boletales; Suillaceae. The transcript has 13 exons. Gene Ontology annotation, molecular function: copper ion binding; oxidoreductase activity. The coding region runs from base 473 to 2056 and encodes 527 amino acids.
AACGUUCUUUACUACAUAACAACAUAUGACAGAGAACCGAUCUGUUUCAGUGGGAACAGGUUACACAUCACUCCUCCCAGGUCAUUUCAUCUGUCCAUCCGAUUCGGUCCCUUGCUCGGUCCCUUGCUCGGGCAGCUGGUCGCUGUUCAGGUUCGCCUGUGCUUUUACUUCCGGGUUUGACUAGUCCGAUCGCCAUGCGUCAACCAACCAUGCCGGGUCUGGAGGAAUCUUAGGUGUGGAUCAUACAAAACUUGGUAGUAUCAUAAUGCGGCCAGUACUUGCAUCGGGAGAACGUUGAACCUAGGCCUUCAUUGUUCAACACGUACCUCAAAUUCUUCUAGGUUGAAUUGACCCCUUCGGCGCCGCAACUUUUAUCCCAAGCAGUUUUAUCAAAAAUACGUAAGAGAAGGUAUUAUAAAACAAUUUUGUCAAACUGUGAGACCUCAACGACGGACUCUCAGCAGCAUUGGUGAUGGCAAAAGUUCGUUCCGUGUAUACCUGGUUUCUAGCGGCCUUGGUGUCGUUUUGUGCGGCACUCGAUGCUGAGCUUGUCAUCACAAACGCCAAGAUCGCCCCCGACGGUUAUUUCAUCGAUGCUAUCGUAGUCAAUGGUCAAACCCCUGGACCAGUCCUCACUGCACAAAAGGGCGAAAGCUUUUCAAUAAACGUCACGGAUUUGUUGGUGGACGAGUCGAUGAACAAGAGCACGAGUGUGCAUUGGCACGGGAUCAAGCAGUAUGGAUCGGCCGAAAUGGAUGGAACAGCCAUGGUGACCCAGUGCCCCAUCGCGUCCGAAAAUUGGUUCAUGUAUGAGUUCACACCAGUAAAUCAGACUGGGUCAUUUUGGUAUCAUUCACAUUUCCAGCUCCAGUACUGCGAAGGUUUGAGAGGAGCCUUGGUCAUCUAUGACCCAAUGGAUCCCUACCUGGGCAUGUAUGACGUUGAUAACGAAACGACCAUCAUUACUCUCAUGGAUUGGUACCACGUGAACGCCUACGACGUCGCCUUUGGCGAAAAUCCUGCUUCGACUCUCAUCAAUGGUGCGGGCCGUUUUGAAUAUGGGCCACCGGUGCCUCUUUCUGUCGUGACUGUCGUGGCAGGAACACGCUACCGCAUUCGAUUAAUGAAUAUGGCAUGCAGAUCAAACUUCGUGUUUACGAUUGACAACCACGUUUUUACGGUCAUCGAGGCGGACAGUGACCUCACGAUGCCUCUGGAAGUCGACUCGAUCCAGAUUUUGGCCGGGCAACGGUACUCUUUCAUCCUAGUUGCAAACCAGCCGGUCGACAACUACUGGAUUCAUGCACUGCCCAAUUAUGAUACGACCUUUGCAGGGGGUCUCAACUCUGCGAUACUGAGAUAUGUUGGAGCUCCGGACACAGAUCCCAUCGUCAGAUAUUGGAAUACGACCAACCCUUUGUUGGAACAGAACUUGCACGCGCUGGAAGACCCCGCAGCUCCUGGUGGUUCGGAGCCCGCAGACGUGGCGAUAAAUCUAGAAAGCGUAUGGGAUGACAACUUCAAAUUUCUCAUCAAUGGCUACAGCUAUACCCCGCCCUCCACCCCAGUCUUGCUGCAAAUUCUAAACGGAAAUUUGGACACUUCUGACCUGGAUCCCUAUGGAUCGAUUUACACCUUACCUGCCAACAAAACUAUCGAGUUGUCUGUACCCGGCGGAUCGCCUGAGUUCCCGCAUCCCUUCCACUUACAUGGACACACCUUCUCUGUUGUAAGAAGCGCUGGAAGCGACACCUACAACUACGAUAAUCCUGUCCGACGGGAUACGACGAGCAAUGGUGAUUCAUCAAGUGACAAUGUGACAAUUCGCUUUAGAACCGAUAAUCCAGGACCAUGGUUCUUUCACUGCCACAUUGACUUCCACUUGGCAGAGGGUAUGGCUGUGGUCUUCGCAGAGGAUACCAAAGAUAUUGCAUCACACGUAAACGCAUCAAGCACGUGGAAGCAGUUAUGUUCGACCUACGACGCCUUGCCUCCAACGGCACGAGCCGUGGAGCGGCAUCGCCGACAGCAUGUGAAGCACCAGAUAGGUCAUUGAUUUUCUGUGCAGCCUUCGAAUACCCGCAUACUUUAUUAGAAUUACGCCAGUAUGGGUUAGUUUAUCCUUUAUAAUUUAUGAUACCCGCAGCACUUCAAAUUGAUGAUGUCCCUGCCAUGGAGUAUGUCCGAGGAUAUUGGCUGCUUAUGUGUUUCACUGCUUCGUUGCUACCUGGUUGCCAAACUCUCCUGGUUCCUGGUGGGCGUUGGUUGCCUUCAUCUAGGCCCUGCAUCCUCCAAAUUUCCAUGGACCUUUCUGCGCAUCACUCGGCCGCAGUCUCCACACAACCGCGUCCGGUUAUUAUUCUGCCUCCUGUUCUUUUGCACAAGGAAAAAAUGGCGCGCCGAACAUUUGGACAAUUG